Molecule: messenger RNA, 1460 nt
Organism: Magallana angulata
Lineage: Eukaryota; Metazoa; Mollusca; Bivalvia; Ostreida; Ostreidae
Exons: 4
Coding region: 724-1221 (165 amino acids)
Source: RefSeq, a predicted model, not a curated record
UACAAUACCCGUGUUUACAGGUGUAGAAAAAAUAGAGCAACUAUGAAUUAAUUAACACAAUAUCACUUAAUCAGAGACCCUAGGGUAAUGCGCAGAUCACUCCUGUCCCGUGUGUCGCGCAGAUAUGUCACGACACAGCGGUGUUUUUAAAAAGGGAAUAUAAUUCAGUUAAUGGGGUAGAGCAUCUACGUCAUUAUCGUGAUGUACUUUUUCUUUGACCCGUCAAAUCCUUUAACUCGUACCCACGAAGAAAGCGCUGAUUGGGGUGGUAAACAUUCCCAACCCGCUUAAUUUUUUUGUUUUAUUUCCUCAUUCCCUCACCGAAUUUUUCAUUCAAGACAUAUAAAUACAACGGAGUUUUGCUUAACGUUAUUAUCUUGAGAAAAUGGCUGAAGAAUAUCUACAGUUUCUGUAAGUACUUUUUUUAGAUAAUCGUUUCAAAAUUAAAUAAAGCUAGUGAAAUAAUAACUUAUCAAAUUUUAAGAGAACAAAUUUUGGUAUACUAACUUUUAAAGGAAUCUGUUCAUAAUUUUUCUCUCACUUCAUAACACAAAAAUCAAAUAAAUUUUUAAGUAAUGUUCAUUUUCCCUUAUCCUACAGUUGUUUUAUUUUUUUUUUCAAAUUAAAGCAAUAUUAAUGGUUAUUUAAACUUUACUGAAAAAGGUCUAAAUUUGAUAUAUCUAUAAGUUUUUUUAAUAUAAUAAACUUGUCAUCAAAUCAUUUAUGGGUUGCACACAAACUUUCUAUAUUGACAGCGAAGCGACUAGCUCAGCAAAAUCGUUUGACGAGUUCGAACAAAUUUGGAUGAAAAUGGGGGAUGAGUUAGAAAUGGAGGGCCUGGCAAAGCGGCCUUCCACUCCUACCCCAGAAAGUAAGAAAAAUCAGAAAGCAGAAACCGACAGUACAUCACACGUCCCUUUUGAAGGCUAUUCCCCAGCUCACGACUCCAACAGUCUGUCCAACUGGUCGGAAUGCCAGUUCAACGCCAAAGUGGAGGACUCAAUAUUAACAAACUUAAGGCGAACAAACCCGGGAAAAAUUCGUAAACUUGAGAAAAGAAUGAGAGAACCAGAAUUUAAACCACAGUUCGACCUUUUAAGAACCCUAUUGACUAGGGUGAUGUCUGAUUGUGAACAAAUUCAAAUUAUCUUCAACUUUGUUGAAGAUAAACUGAACAAAGUAGACAACCACACUAAAAGGGUUAAGUUCACAACUCUUUAGUUUUUGAUUGUUAGUGUACUGUUUACUGUUAUAUAUUCUCGGUGAACGAUUUUCGAUAACAACUUGUGACUUGCACUUUGUCAUGAUGUUUAUGCAUACUAAGCCAUUUAAAUUUGUACAUGUAUAGCAUCACAUUUUGUAUUGUUUUGUAAUCAAUGACAUUCUUCUGGACACUUGUAUUAUGUGUAUGAUCAGUGACACUGAGAACAUUAUGUACAUCGGUCAUAUAUAUAACUGUU